Messenger RNA from Rotaria socialis, 306 nucleotides. The record is from the annotation of a GenBank genome assembly. NCBI's taxonomy places the organism in Eukaryota, Metazoa, Rotifera, Eurotatoria, Philodinida, Philodinidae.
AUGAUUAUUGACGAUGCCAUAUCAUCCCCAAUUAUCGUCACGGAACAUGAUAACACAACGAUGAAGUGUCAAGCUCGAGGACGACCUAUACCCUAUGUUUCAUGGUUUCGUCGAAACGACGAUGGAAAAAAUCCUAAUAAUAAAACAGGAUUAGAAAAUCAACUUUUAGCUAAUAAUACCGAUGGUUUAUAUCAUUUAAUUAAUGUUAGCCGUUAUCAAAGUGGACAUUAUGAAUGUCGAGCAUCUAAUGGUGUCAAUGAUCAUGUUGUCAGUAAAGAUAUUGAAUUACGUGUCCUUUGUAAGUAA